Aspergillus nomiae NRRL 13137 is the source of this 1393-nucleotide messenger RNA. Its product is annotated as serine/threonine-protein phosphatase. Gene Ontology annotation, cellular component: nucleus; cytoplasm. Gene Ontology annotation, biological process: peptidyl-serine dephosphorylation; double-strand break repair via homologous recombination. Gene Ontology annotation, molecular function: protein serine/threonine phosphatase activity. NCBI's taxonomy places the organism in Eukaryota, Fungi, Ascomycota, Eurotiomycetes, Eurotiales, Aspergillaceae. The coding region runs from base 53 to 1393 and encodes 446 amino acids. The transcript has 2 exons. The record is from RefSeq and is a predicted model, not a curated record.
UCGACUCACCUAUCGAUCCAUUCCCAGUCUCUAUCUUUUGCGCUAACUCACCAUGAGCGAUCUCGAUAGGGCGAUCGCCCAACUACGCGCCUGUCGCUUGAUACCCGAAACCCAGGUCCGUGAACUCUGCUACAAGGCGCGAGAGCUCCUCAUAGAAGAAGGAAAUGUUGUUUGUGUAGAUGCGCCAGUCACGAUUUGUGGCGAUAUUCAUGGCCAGUUUCAUGAUUUGAUGGAGCUCUUCAGAGUCGGAGGAGAUGUCCCCGACACCAACUAUCUCUUCAUGGGCGACUUUGUCGAUCGCGGAUUCUAUUCCCUUGAGUCUUUCCUCCUCCUUCUCUGCCUCAAAGUGCGCUAUCCAGACCGUAUCACCCUCAUUCGUGGAAAUCACGAGUCGCGCCAAAUUACAACAGUCUAUGGCUUCUAUGACGAGUGUAUUCGGAAAUAUGGCAGCGCCAACGUAUGGCGUUAUUGCUGUGAAGUCUUCGAUUAUUUGGCGCUAGGCGCCCUUGUUCUUGGAACAAGUUCGGAACUUGAACCGACAGGGCCCAUUAUGAACGAUUCUACUCAGUCCACUAUGCCGAUCGACGACGCAGAGCUGGAGACCGAAGUACUAAAUUCGAAGGGAGAGGUCACAUACAGCUCAUACCGACCAAGACAGGGUGCCUCGUCGGAUGCAUCAACAGAGACUAGAAACAUGGGGGAUAUCCCAAGCCAGGCACCCCUCAGAACAGGUGCGCCCGGCACAGGUGCCUCGGGAGAAGGCGCGGGUAGCUAUUCGAGCAGAACCGGAGCAGUCCUCUGUGUGCACGGCGGCCUCUCCCCUCUCAUCGACACAGUCGACAAGAUCCGUUUAAUCGACAGAAAACAAGAAGUCCCCCAUGAAGGCGCCAUGUGCGACCUGUUAUGGUCGGACCCUGAUGAAAUUGACGGCUGGGGAUUGAGCCCGCGCGGUGCCGGGUUCCUGUUCGGCGGGGACAUCGUGAAGCAGUUUAACUACAGAAACGACCUUUCCCUGAUUGCGCGUGCCCAUCAGCUUGUGAUGGAGGGCUAUAAGGAGAUGUUCGACGGCGGGAUCGUCACUGUCUGGUCAGCCCCCAACUACUGCUAUCGAUGUGGAAACGUGGCAUCCAUUCUGGAACUCGGCGAAGACACAAGCAACGGGGGUACGGUAACUAGGAGUAAUGGUGACUACGGACGGAGCAACGGCAUCAUGACGACCGACAAGCCAGGCGUGAGGAGUCCCGGAAGAAGGUACAGGGUUUUUGAAGCCGCUGCGCAGGAUACAAGGGGCAUGCCCGCCAAAAAGCCUGUUGCAGAUUAUUUCCUGGUAUGUCCCCCUUUUCUCCCCAAGACAUCGUGCCAAACCGUAGACUUGCUCGUUCGCGCAUUCUAA